ACAGAAACCACCUCGAUGAGGAUGGUGCUGAUGAGGAUGAGGAUGAUGAUGAGGAAGAUGCUGUAGAAGCUCAGUUCCGGUUCGUCUCGGCGGUGAAAGGAUGAAUCCUGGUUUCCGGUCUGAAAGGAUGAAUCCUGGUUUCCGGUCUGAAAGGAUGAAUCCUGGUUUCCGGUCUGGAGCCGAUGCGUCAGGAAGGGCUCGGGCUUGUUGCUAAAUGGAGUCGGAGCAGCUGUACCACAGAGGCUACUGCAGGAACAGCUACAACAGCAUCGCCAGCGCCAGCAGCGACGAGGAGCUGCUGGAUGGAGCCGGCGUCAUCAUGGACUUCCACACCACCGAGGACGACAACCUGCUGGACGGAGACGCUGCCUCCCCAGGGUCUAACUACGUCAUGUCUAACGGGGGCGGAGCCGCCAGCAGCUCCACUCACCUGCUGGACUUCCUAGAGGAGCCCAUCCCGGGGGUGGGGACCUACGAUGACUUCCACACCAUCGACUGGGUGCGAGAGAAGUGCAAGGACCGUGAGAGACACAGGAAGAUCAACAGUAGGAAAAAGGACUCGGCCUGGGAGUUCACGAAGAGCCUGUACGACGCGUGGUCCGGCUGGCUGGUGGUGACGCUCACCGGCCUGGCCUCAGGUGCUUUGGCUGGCCUUAUUGAUAUUGCUGCUGAUUGGUUGAACGACCUGAAGGAGGGCGUGUGUCUGAGCGCCAUGUGGUUCAACCACGAGCAGUGCUGCUGGACGUCCAAUGAGACCACCUUCGCUGAGCGGGACAAGUGCCCCCAGUGGAAGAGCUGGGCUGAGCUCAUACUGGGGCAGGCCGAGGGUCCCGGCUCGUACAUCAUGAACUACUUCAUGUACAUCUACUGGGCGCUGUCCUUCGCCUUCCUGGCCGUGUGUCUGGUGAAGGUGUUCGCGCCGUACGCCUGCGGCUCUGGGAUCCCGGAGAUUAAAACCAUCCUCAGUGGGUUUAUCAUCCGGGGCUACCUGGGCAAGUGGACCCUGAUGAUCAAGACCAUCACCCUGGUGCUGGCUGUGGCGUCCGGCCUCAGCCUGGGGAAGGAGGGGCCCUUGGUGCACGUGGCGUGCUGCUGUGGGAACAUCUUCUCCUACCUCUUCCCCAAGUACAGCAAGAACGAGGCCAAGAAACGAGAGGUUCUCUCGGCUGCGUCGGCGGCCGGAGUGUCGGUGGCUUUUGGAGCGCCGAUAGGAGGAGUCCUGUUCAGCUUAGAGGAGGUCAGCUACUACUUCCCUCUCAAGACGCUGUGGCGCUCCUUCUUCGCCGCCCUGGUGGCGGCCUUCGUCCUGCGCUCCAUCAACCCCUUUGGAAACAGCCGCCUGGUGCUGUUCUAUGUGGAGUACCACACGCCCUGGUACCUGUUUGAGCUCAUCCCUUUCAUCCUCCUGGGCGUGUUCGGAGGACUCUGGGGAGCCUUCUUCAUCAGGGCCAACAUCGGCUGGUGCCGGCGGCGCAAGUCAACACGUUUAGGAAAGUACCCCGUGUUGGAGGUGAUCCUUGUGGUCGUCAUCACAGCUGUGGUUGCUUUCCCGAACCCGUACACGCGGCAGAACACCAGCGAGCUGAUCAAGGAGCUGUUCACGGACUGCGGGCCCCUGGAGUCCUCGCAGCUCUGUCAGUACCGCAGCCAGAUGAACGGCAGCAAAGCCUUCACGGACAACCCCAACCGGCCGGCCGGGCCCGGCGUCUACGCCGCCAUGUGGCAGCUCUGCCUGGCGCUCAUCUUUAAAAUCAUCAUGACCAUAUUCACAUUUGGACUCAAGGUUCCGGCCGGCCUGUUCAUCCCCAGCAUGGCCAUCGGGGCGAUCGCAGGGAGGAUCGUUGGCAUCGCCGUGGAGCAGCUGGCGUAUUACCACCACGACUGGUUCCUGUUCAAAGAGUGGUGCGAGGUGGGGGCCGACUGCAUCACCCCGGGGCUGUACGCCAUGGUGGGGGCCGCGGCGUGUCUGGGCGGUGUUACUCGAAUGACCGUCUCCCUGGUGGUCAUCGUCUUCGAGCUGACGGGGGGGCUGGAGUACAUCGUCCCGCUCAUGGCCGCCGUCAUGACCAGCAAGUGGGUGGGCGACGCGUUCGGCCGCGAGGGAAUCUACGAGGCCCACAUCCGCCUGAACGGGUACCCCUUCCUGGACGCCAAGGAGGAGUUCACACAUACCACGCUGGCCCGGGAGGUGAUGAGGCCGCGGCGCAGCGACCCGCCGCUAGCGGUGCUGACGCAGGACGACCUGACGGUGGAGGAGCUGCAAGGCAUCAUCAACGAGACCAGUUAUAAUGGUUUCCCUGUGAUCGUGUCCAAGGAGUCCCAGAGGCUGGUGGGCUUCGCUCUGCGGAGGGACAUCACCAUCGCCAUAGAAAACGCCCGUCGUAAGCAGGAGGGCAUCGUGUUGGACUCGCGGGUCUACUUCACUCAGCACGCGCCCACGCUGCCGGCCGACAGCCCGCGGCCCCUCAAGCUGCGCUCCAUCCUGGACAUGAGCCCCUUCACCGUCACCGACCACACCCCCAUGGAGAUCGUGGUGGACAUCUUCAGGAAGCUGGGCCUGCGCCAGUGCCUGGUCACUCACAACGGGAUUGUGUUGGGCAUCAUCACAAAGAAGAAUAUAUUAGAGCAUCUGGAGGAGCUCAAGCAGCACGUGGAGCCCCUGGCGGCUGCUUGGUAUCGUCACAAAAAAAGAUAUCCUUCGUCACAUGGCGCAAAUGGCAAACCAAGAUCCCGAGUCCAUUAUGUUCAACUGAUCUGCUCCUUCCAGGACGGGGACGACAAGCAGGAGGAGGAGGAGCAGGAGGAGCAGGAGGAGGAGGAGCAGGAGGAGGAGGAGGAGGAGGUGCGUCUCCUGGACGACUCCAGUCUCUGACAUUAGAUCUUUUUGUUUUAAACCCUGAACCUCGCGGACGGACGGAGACUUUUGCUCAGCGGAGAGAAAAGACUUGUUAUCGUUGUGGCUGCUGAGGUCACGAGGAGGUCACGGGUUGAAGACACACACACACACACACACACACACACACACACACACACACGAGGAAUGCACUUUUUACACACUUACACAGAUACAUGGAACAUGCAUGCUCUCUCUCUCUCUCUCUCCACACACACACACACACACACACACACACACCUGUAAAGUGGACAGCUUCACUCGUCACGUGCCUCACCCCUGUCCUGUCCCCGAGGUGGGCGUCGCCUGGCAAGGAGGUCAAAGGUCAGAAUGAACCGCCGAUCGGAGGACGCGAUGAGCGACCUUGAAAAAACCUCCCAGGCUUCAAAAACUGUCCAACCCCCCCCCCACCACCCCCCCUCCACCCCCCUACCACAGACUCACCCGUCCUCCAGAAGAUGUUUACCUGUGAAUUCAAUGUGUGUGUUAGAAUGUGUGCGUUUGUGUCCACUACAUUCCAGCCAGGUUACCGUGGUAACAGGACGCUGGGUCUAAUUGCGACGGCUUUAACGAGCGUGAGACGCAGAGUCUUUCAACAACUGAAAUGUUCCCAUUCAGAGGGAAGAGAGUGUGUCUGUGUCGUCUCGUGUGUGUUCAUUCAACGUGAACGCGUCCGGCUUCCAUUUUGAAAUCUGUUACAGGAGAAAAUCAUCUCAAACUAUUCGCUCUCGCUGCGACUUUUCAUCCUUUGAUCUUCGGCUUUGAUCCAUUCACUUUUUAUGGCUUCAAAACUAAACGGAACUGGACACGUUGUUCGUGGCCCAGGUCCAAGAUGGAGACGUGAACUUCAGGCGUCAGACACUCGAUGUAGAUGAGAAACAGUUGAUUAAUUAACUAAACUAGAAAAUUGUGCUUAAAAGCAAAAACAUUUGAUACAUUUUCUAACAAAACCAAGUCCUUAAAUUUAAGUUUUAGGUUAAUUAGACUAACAUCCAAUGAAAGAGACGACAUAUUAAACCAACCGACAAGAAAUCUAACUCUAAACUUCUUAAAUGCUCAAACAAUAGACAAAGAUCAAACCUGUUCUUCCCACUUUGAAUCCAAACUGCUACUGUUUCUAUGGUUCGUCUUUAUUCUCAAAAUGCAAAAUCUUAUUCAUUUGUAAAUUUCAAAUGUAAUCUCCUUUGAUUAGUUUACUCUCAAAAUGGAAAACGUUCUUUUCCUCCACUCAUUUUUUUUUGUCCGACCUCACCACUCUUCUGUAUAUUAACGAACAGCCACAUUCAAAAUUACUCAAUGAUUAUUUAAUACAGAAAUUCUUUAAAUUCCUGUCAUAUCCCAUGAAGAUCAAAGGAAGAUGUGGCUGCUCGCUGCCUGUGAUCUCGCUCAGUCAUGUGGCUUCAUUUAACGUUUUCCAGCCUCUUCACACUUUAUUCUGAAAAGCUGAACAAACACCUGCUGCUCCCACUAAUUGUCCUCAGAGCAUGUUGUGACCCUUCAAAAUAAAAGCGCUGAAGAGGGGAAGGCACCUGAGCUGUCGAGUGGAUCCGUGAACCAGUGGUGUCGCCUAACGUCGUGUUUCAUACUGAUCUCAAUGCUUUUUCCUUUAUUUUAAUUUAUGGCUAGUGUCGAUAGAGUUGUGCAUUAUUAUCAAGAAUUUUAUGUAUGAUUACAUUGAUUGUUUGAUUGUACAUUUAAAAGAAAAUAUGUAAAGAUUAAAAUUUUGUUUUAAAUUAAAAGGUGAAAAAAGA
Molecule: messenger RNA, 4644 nt
Organism: Limanda limanda (common dab)
Lineage: Eukaryota; Metazoa; Chordata; Actinopteri; Pleuronectiformes; Pleuronectidae
Gene: clcn3
Product: chloride channel 3
Exons: 15
Coding region: 215-2872 (885 amino acids)
Biological process (GO): transmembrane transport; chloride transport
Cellular component (GO): membrane; early endosome; synaptic vesicle
Molecular function (GO): voltage-gated chloride channel activity
Source: RefSeq, a predicted model, not a curated record